UCAAGAUUAUCAGAAAAAUACCAACGAGUAAUUCUCCUGGCUUAGAUGAACACACUGUGUGUUUUGUGCCAAGGAGGAAGACAACCUCGGGUAUUCAAUUACGUUAGGCUUGCGCUGGUUUUGGCACAAUCUGUUGCCUGAUCUCACUUCAGGAGAGCUUACUUUGAAGUUGUGGACAAAUUAAAUCAACCCCUUGGAUCACAUGUGUCUCAAAGAAUGUGGUUGCCCAGUGCAAAGAACUUUGCCCUCAAGCACCACUGUCACCGUGGGAUUCCAGUUGGAUAAAUCUCAUCCAAGAGGAGAAUGGCCUCCUAUGUUUUGCAGAUAGCUGGUUUGGUGUUUGGUGGUAUUGGCAUGAUAGGCACAGUGGCUGUUACCAUCAUGCCUCAGUGGAGAGUGUCGGCCUUCAUUGGGAGCAACAUCGUGGUGUUUGAAAACAUCUGGGAAGGACUUUGGAUGAAUUGCAUACGACAUGCCAACAUCAGAAUGCAAUGCAAAGUCUAUGAUUCUCUGCUCGCCCUUUCUCCGGACCUACAGGCAGCCAGAGGACUGAUGUGCGCUGCUUCUGUGCUGUCCUUCUUGGCUUUCAUGACUGCCAUCCUAGGCAUGAAGUGUACCAGAGUUACUGGGGAUGAUGAAAGUGUGAAGAGUCGCAUCCUGCUGACGGCUGGAAUCCUCUUCAUCAUCACAGGCGUUGUGGUGCUCAUCCCUGUGUCCUGGGUGGCUAACUCCAUCAUUCGAAACUUCUACAACCCUGUAGUGAACCCUGGCCAGAAACGUGAGCUUGGAGAAGCCCUCUACAUAGGCUGGACCACAGCGCUGGUGCUGAUUGCUUCAGGGGCACUGUUCUCUUGUGUUUUUUGUUGCACUGAAAAGAACAGCAGUUACAGAUACUCAAUACCGUCUCAUCGAACAACCCAGAGGAGUUUUCAUGUGGAAAAGAAGUCACCGAGCAUAUAUUCCAAAAGUCAGUAUGUGUAGUAUUGCUGUAUUUUUUUAACUAUGUAUGAAACCAUGCAAAUGACUGAAAUGUCUACUGCUUUCUACAAGUAGGACUCAAAGGCUCGUUAAUCUGGCGUCCUUAACUGCCUAAAUUAAGGAACCACAUACCAUGUAUUUAUGAUUCUAUAAAUUCUAUUUCAGCAGAAUGAGAUAUUAUAGACAAUACUUUGAUUGUUCCAGGCAGUAUGGGAAUGUGUUUUGUAAAAUGGUCUGUGCAUCUACUCCUUGUAUUAGUGACUUCAAAUUACUUUGCUAAAGAAUGUUAUUUUACAACUGUGAUCUCUCUGUGUCAUGGCAUUAUGUAUGGAGAUGAGCAUGACAUUUAUAUCUCACAAAAAUAGAGACAAGCUUAUAGGAUUUGAUUUAAAAUGAAAUACUGAUCCAUUACGCUAAAUAAAUAGAAAUCAGCUAUUGCUUUUCAAGGGAACCAAGGAUGGGAUUGAAGAAGGCUAAUGUUAAUUGUUUAAAAACAGCUUAAGGAUUAAUGCACUCCAUUUAUAAUGAAGGUUAGGAGGAAGGCUUUAAUCAGGAGUAUAAAGAAAAGUAAAUGGCUUUCUGAUAUCCUUUUUCUUUUUAGCCGAGGAGUUAAAAUCCUAACUCCUUUAUCCUCUUUUUCAGGAAGAUUUAAUUUCUUGUAUAUUAAAUUGAAAUCUUUUUAAAAGGAGAUAUUUCCUCAAGAAGCAUUAGAUUCAAGCUACUUUUCCAGUAUGAAAAAAAAAAAGAAA
Messenger RNA from Octodon degus (degu), 1727 nucleotides. It is a transcript of the gene Cldn8, whose product is annotated as claudin 8. The record is from RefSeq and is a predicted model, not a curated record. Gene Ontology annotation, biological process: bicellular tight junction assembly; cell adhesion. The transcript is spliced from 2 exons. NCBI's taxonomy places the organism in Eukaryota, Metazoa, Chordata, Mammalia, Rodentia, Octodontidae. Gene Ontology annotation, cellular component: bicellular tight junction; plasma membrane. Gene Ontology annotation, molecular function: structural molecule activity. The coding region runs from base 304 to 981 and encodes 225 amino acids.